Dunckerocampus dactyliophorus (ringed pipefish) is the source of this 3285-nucleotide messenger RNA. RefSeq names its product chromosome 16 C5orf24 homolog (gene c16h5orf24). The coding region runs from base 672 to 1304 and encodes 210 amino acids. Lineage: Eukaryota; Metazoa; Chordata; Actinopteri; Syngnathiformes; Syngnathidae. The record is from RefSeq and is a predicted model, not a curated record. The transcript has 2 exons.
UUCACCUUUGUGUGCAAAUAUCAUCAGCACAAAGGAUGUUUUUACUUUUACCGGUCAAUAAAUCAUGUUGGUGAGGAAAUACGCGUUUGUGUGAAUUGAUGUGGCUGCACCGUCUAGCUGACUGCAUUUUACAUUAUUGAAUAGUCUGUACUUUGUAUAUUAUUCAUUAGGAGUGGGUGGUGCCAUUUGCCUCGCACUAAUACUUGAAUAUGAGUCAAAUAUCGGUUAAUACAGCAACCAAACAGUGAGAAUUUGCUUAUAUAGGUAUUUAUGUGUUUUUAUUGGGGUAAGAUAUAUGUAGAAUAAUAACGCCAAACAUCUUUAUUGGUAGGGGAGGCAAGCAGGAAAAGACCUCAUAAGCGACGCUCUGCGCAUGCGCAGACUGCUCUCGCCACUUAUGAAUUUUUAAUGGAAAAUGGCGGCUUUUCUCAACCAAACCCUCACAGCUCGGAGAUAAAAAAAAAAAGAAAAGGGAAAAUCACCAUUUGGAGCCAAUGUUUAGCACCUUCUUGACGCUCGAUUGUCGGCUCUCCGAUGCGGUGACGGCCCGCUAGCAAGAGUGAAAAGGUUUCUUUGUGAAAAUGUAUUCUUUCGCGCUCUGAGGCGAUGAAAGAUCAUUUUUGCUCCUUAACUCUUUCUGUGCCGACGCCAGCCAACAAUUAGGAAAGAAGAUGAUGCGCCAGGUGACAAGCGGCGACUUCUGCAUGAACGCACGGCCGUCGUGCCUGGCGGAGGACGGCCAUCACCCGGCCACUCACUUUGACCUUUGCGCCACACAGCCCAACAAGUUCUACCCCCCCCCUCCGCCACCGUCACUCCAGAUGACGCUGGCCCCCAUGGCACUGCCCGCUCCGAGCCACAAGGCCAUGGUGUGCCCGAGACAGGAAGUUCUCGGGGGUGACCCGCAGUUACCCGUGAAGCUCCCGGGUGUGAAAAGUGGCGACCCAGAGGCGGUGGCGGGAGACGACAGCAAAAAGAAGAACAAAGGUGCCGGGAAGACGGGCAGGAGGGGGCGCCCCCUGGGCACCACCAAGCUGGCGGGGUACAGGACCAGCACGGGGCGCCCCCUCGGCACCACCAGGGCUGCCGGCUUCAAGACGAGCCCGGGCCGGCCACUGGGCACUACCAGGGCGGCGGGCUACAAGGUGAGCCCUGGGCGACCCCCUGGCAGCAUCAAGGGCCUCUCCCGUCUCAACAAACUGACGUACAGCGGCGCCUGCAGCGGGGCCGCCUUCCCAUACCCCCUCCCUCACAAGGACAUCCUGUGUGAACCCUCGUGCAAGGACAAGAGUCCUACAGAGUGACGCUUCUCCUGCAGGGUGGAGUCCUCCUCACUGUUUUUUUUAUCAGCCUUCUAUCAUCGCUGUCAUUACCAGGAUUUGGCACACUCCUGAUGGGCAACACCAAGGAUUCCCAUGCCAGUGGAUCCUUUGAACGCAACACCAAUCAGAUGGUCUGCUCACUGACAGCUGUGGUGGUGGACAAAGUUUUUUUUUUUAAGUUGGCAUGAUGUGAAAGUGAGACUAUCAGGGAUGUGGCGUUCAGGCGUGGCUACAUGUAGCACUUUUUCCCACGCGUCCACUUUGUGUCUAAAUAUUAAUGCAUGUAAGUGUCACCCACUCUGUAAACAAGGAGUCCCGCUUCAUCGUCUGUGACCUGUCACCUGCGAAAGGGCUAAUGGCGUCCCUUUGUUGCCACGGACACGACGUAUUGCACCCACAGUGGUUUUUACACGUCAUAGUUUGAGAAAAACAUCUGCUUCCACGAAAAACAUGUGGCUUAAAACGGCCCAAUCUCUGACAAGUCCUUUCUAUUUAUUAUUCCAUCACUGUAUUAUUAAAGCCCCGAUGGAGCUUUGUGAUUUGCCGUUGAGAGUUUCAGUCUGCAGACAGAGGGCGCUGUUUCUCCACGGUGCAAUCAUGUUUUCAUGGAAACGAGUAUUUUAUUUCUAUUUAUUUUUGUCUUCUUUUAAGCAGAGCCGAUGCAAUGACAUAAUUAGUACUUUUAUUACAAUCAUAUUUAUUACUCAGACAGUUUACUACUCGUGUUCAUUUUAUGCAAACUCACUUGUGUUAAAAAGCACUCCAGCUAAUGCUGGGAAGCCCGAUUCCUUGUAAUGACUCGAAUUCUUACAAGUCACUCACUGAAGUGAACCGGGUAUUCGAUUAACCUGAGUCACCCGUCACAGUUCCACCCCAUCCCCCAACUUCCCCGGAAUGUAACCAUGCCCUGACAUGUGACUUGGCUAGAGUCAGUGAACGAGUUAAUGUAGACGAGUACCCGUGAGUCCUGAUUCAGUAUAAAACUAGCGAGUUUCGAACGGUUUUAUCAUGAUUCAAAUUGAAGCAACAUCUAAACAGCUCCAUUUGUUGCAAUAAAGUGUCACAUGCAUUGUACAGUAGUAACAUUAAUACUAGCCAUUUUUUCAAAUGAUUAUUGGUGUAUGGUUAGAUAUAAGUACUCUUCUCACUUUGUGUCGUGUUGUCUGACGGUUGCCAGGAAAAAGCAUCACUCACCUUUACCAAAGAAUAUCUCAUCAUGGGACACCAAAACAUGAGGUUUAGUGUCAUAAAAUAAAGAAGUAGCACUUCUAGAGCACCAUACCAUGAAGGGUAGUAUGACUGUGGCCCGCAGGUGAGAGUCUUGUAGUGGUGGCUCCUUGAAUGCAUCUCCAUCUUCUUUUUGGAAUUCAUGGAACACUGAUAUAUCCAAUAUGAUAUUUCUAAAGAGAUGGUGGCUCUUCCGCAUGGCUAGGAAGUGUUUAUCCUUUUCAAGUCAUGUCAUCAACCUCAAGAUUGAAUCUAAGCAUCAAAACCAGAAUUGAAACCAGAAAACGUGUGUGCUGUUAAGUGCUCUAAAUGAUGAUGUAGCUUUUAGUUCUUAAUGGGUUUUUUCUUUUAAUGGAAGAACUAGCAGUUUGUCAGUUUAUAAAUCUCUGUAAAGAUUAACUUCCUUGUCAUUAAGGACAUUUUGAAAUAGCUAAAAAUUUACUGUAGUAUGUCAACUAUUUGAAUAUUUGUUUUUGCCAUCAUCAGUGUAAGAUCCGAGAGGGUUUUUUUGUUGUAAAAGACGAAGUUCAUGUCUACAUGUCACAGUGGAUGCUGAGUUAUCAUGAAAGACUCGACGGCGACUUUGUAUAAUUCUCAUUUUAUUCCUGCAUGAUUGUUGUGGAAUGUUCAAAGGUUGUGUAAUAAAUGUAAAAGUAACUUGUGUUGAUGCUUUCAAGAUUUUGAUAGCCAGUGUUGUCUUGACGGGAAAGAAAUAAUAAAAAUGCGUUUUGGAUAU